UCAUUCUCCCAAGGUGCCACGGUGGGGUUGAGUUCAGUGCGCUGUACAGGAAGAGAUCCUUUAGCCAGGGUACAUGGUUCCUCAGCACCGAAUUCUAUUACAGCUGUAGCUCUACAAAAUCUGGGUUGUCUGUCGGAUUCCCGUCAAAGGAUGGAACAGAAGCCCAGUGUGUGCAGGCGUCUCAAUUUUGAUGAUGUGCAGAAUCCUGGAGAGGCUGCCACAGGAACCAGCGAGGGUCCUCAAAUGGGCAAUGAGUCCUUAAACAUUGAAGAAGAAAUACGCAGUCACCUGGAAACUGCAAAGCUUAAAUGGAAUUUUGACUUUGAGAAAGAAGUUCCAUUAGACGGAAGGUGGAUUUGGGAAAAAGUGGGCUCAGAACUCCCAACAGUGCAGGGGCAGGCCGACGCCGAAGAUGAGGCGACCGAGUUGGAUGCAGAGAGGCCUGAACAGUAGGACAGAGCAAAGAAAUAUAUUAAGAAGCAUGAGAAAAUAUAUUUUCAUAUAAAUAGUAGAUUUUUAAAACUUACGAAAUGAAUUAGAUGUCCAUGUACACGGGCACAUUCACACAGUUUUCUGGUGCCGAACAUGCUCUUACUUUCUGACGUAACGACAUUGCGUAAUCACCACUUAAAGUUUUCGAGUGAAAUGACAACUGACGAUAUUUUCAGAUUUACUUAAUCUGUCCGCAAAUAAGUUAAACCUGUGAUGUAAACUACAGUAAUUCGGUACUCUGUAAAUACGUAAAGCGAUUACUGCACACCAAUACCAUACAGAAACUAUGGUUCCAAAAUUGCCAUCAAAAGCAUACAUUUUGAGGGAACGUUUUCGUUAACUCCACAUUCGCUCAUCUAGUCAAGAAGUUCCUCUCAUUUUAAGGAAAUUAAGGAUUUUUAACCGUUCGACACGUUUUAUAUUGGCACAUUUUAAUGAUCAUGUAUUGGGAACAGCUGAGUUCUUUACACAUGUUAGUAACAAUCCUGAAUCUCGUUUAUAUUGAUAUGGGAGUGUCGUCACAUACAGUCUGUGGAUUAAUACGUGAGAAAAAAGCGAAGUGCAAUAUUAAUUCGUUAGAUGCAUACAUAUGUAUAUGUAGCUCUACUUUACGGAAGGACGGCAGACCCGUGAUUUAGGCCCCCCAUACACACACAGUUUGGCCUUCCGAUCGACCUUACAGGCAAAACUUUCACAGUUUACCCCCUCCC
Molecule: messenger RNA, 1202 nt
Organism: Cryptotermes secundus
Lineage: Eukaryota; Metazoa; Arthropoda; Insecta; Blattodea; Kalotermitidae
Product: cyclin-dependent kinase inhibitor 1B-like
Exons: 2
Coding region: 151-453 (100 amino acids)
Biological process (GO): regulation of cell cycle
Cellular component (GO): nucleus
Molecular function (GO): cyclin-dependent protein serine/threonine kinase inhibitor activity
Source: RefSeq, a predicted model, not a curated record